UCCAUUAAACGUGUGUGUUGCAUUUGUUUCAUAAGGAAUUUAGGUAAUAGUAAUUAUAGUUUAAACAUAAUGGCUGCAAUCGUCAGAAAGAUAAUCAACACGUCAAAAGCACCUGCAGCUAUCGGUCCAUACAGCCAAGCGGUGUUGGUAGAUCGUACCAUGUACAUCUCAGGACAGCUGGGGAUGGACCCUAUCAGUGGACAGCUGGUGGAAGGAGGUGUUCAGGCGCAGACCAGACAGGCUCUUGUGAAUAUGGGUGAAAUUCUCAAAGCGGCGGGGUGCACUUAUGAGACUGUUGUCAAGACCACAGUGCUCUUGGCUGACAUGAAUGACUUCACCGCUGUCAAUGAUGUUUACAAGCAGUUCUUCGGCACCAACUUUCCAGCCAGAGCGGCUUACCAGGUUGCUGCUUUACCCAGAGGUGGACUUGUAGAGAUUGAAGCUGUCGCUGUGCUGAGCGCUUUGAAUGACAGCUCUUGAUGCUGUGCAACAAAGGCUCGAAGACAGCACAUGACCGUUGAAAAAAUAUCUGCCCAUACGUCAUCAAAUAAUUUGCUAAAUUGUUUCAUCUUGUUAAUCAGUGGAAAUUUAAUAAACAAAUUUCCUGCUUUAGAAUA
Messenger RNA from Lampris incognitus (smalleye Pacific opah), 617 nucleotides. Its product is annotated as 2-iminobutanoate/2-iminopropanoate deaminase-like. Bases 70 to 480 code for a protein of 136 amino acids. Gene Ontology annotation, molecular function: deaminase activity. The transcript is spliced from 6 exons. Gene Ontology annotation, cellular component: cytosol. The record is from RefSeq and is a predicted model, not a curated record. Lineage: Eukaryota; Metazoa; Chordata; Actinopteri; Lampriformes; Lampridae.